GGAUUUUGGUAUUCUCUCAGAUCUCACGAGCUGAUGGGAUCUGACAAAAAAAAAUAAAGCGCGCGUUAGUUAGUGGACUUGUUUAUCUGGCGUGGAUUGUUAAAAUGUCCAAAAGAAAAUUACCCUUAUGGAUGCGAGACGCGGAACUUUCACCUGUUCCAGUAGCAGGGAAAAGGAUUGCUUUAUCGGAGAAGGAAACCAAUGUCGAUGCGGUAGAUGAAAACGAAAGUUCAAAACCCACCACUAAAAUAGAAAAAGAGCAGAAUCAGGACCAGGAGGAUACUCCUCGUCGAAGGCUACGAAGCAAUUUCAAAAUUCCGGAUGAAAUUCCCAAACGGGAACCGGUAAUCCAAUUGAACAUUGAGGACGUCCCUUUCAUCGAGUACAAAGGGGAAAUUCGCUAUUACACGGAUAUGCGGGACAUGGCCUUUGCGUGCGACCAGCUGUUCCAGUGGGUUGAAAGCACAUCGGCGAACGAACAUCCGGUGGUGCCGAUUGCGUUCGAUCUCGAGUGGCCGUUCAGUUUCCAGACCGGACCAGGAAGAACCGCACUGAUGCAGUUGUGCGUUCAAACGGACGUUUGUCAUCUGUUUCAGUUGUCUUGUUUGAAGAAACUUCCGGCAGCGAUGCUGCAGCUGUUGAAUCACCCGCGGGUCCAACUGCACGGGGUCAAUGUGAAGAACGAUUUCCGAAAGUUGGCGCGAGACUUUCCGGAAGCGAAUGCGGAUCAAAUGAUAGAGAAGUGUGUGGAUUUGGGUGCGUGGUACAAUCGGAUUCACGGUUCGACUGGGUUGUGGAGCAUGGAGCGGCUGGUGCUGCAAGUUUGUCGCCUGCGAGUGGACAAGAACAAGAAGGUCCGGAUGAGCAAGUGGCAUGUGCUGCCGCUGAGCGAUGACCAAAAGAUGUAUGCGGCGGUUGAUGUUUAUAUCGGUCAGGAAAUGUACCUCAAGCUGAAGGAAAAAGAGCAAAAGUUGGAACAAGAACAACUGGAGCUGGAUCUCGCACUGAAUCCGUCAACAGCAGAAUAAGCAUUUGCGUCACAUACCUUGACGAUUUAGUUAUUAAGUUUUUGUUUCAUAUCAUAGAUUUUAGGUGAUCAAACAAAAUCGAGCAAUGUCUCGAGUGGUGCACAUUCUACGAGCCGGUAAGCUAAGCUAUCAAAAG
Molecule: messenger RNA, 1164 nt
Organism: Armigeres subalbatus
Lineage: Eukaryota; Metazoa; Arthropoda; Insecta; Diptera; Culicidae
Gene: WRNexo
Product: 3'-5' exonuclease
Exons: 3
Coding region: 105-1028 (307 amino acids)
Biological process (GO): nucleobase-containing compound metabolic process
Molecular function (GO): nucleic acid binding; 3'-5' exonuclease activity
Source: RefSeq, a predicted model, not a curated record